AUGAUAAAAAGCAGAUUACUUUAAAGAAGUUCUUCUAAACUAACACAAUCUCAAACCUCUUUGAUGAACCAAUCAAUGACUAUGUAAUCAAUUAUUUAAUUUAUGAUGAAGGGUUAACAGUAUUAGAAAGUAAUCAUCUAAUUUUUCAUUGGACAAACAAAUUGAAGAGAAUGGAACUGCAAAAUUAAUUAAAAGAAUCACUUAAAAAUAAACUCAUAGAAGCAUAGAUGAUAUUUCAAGAUUGCUACCUUUAAAUAUCAAUAAUGUUUAUAAUGAUUUUGAAGAUAAUUUUAGAGUUAUCAGUGAAUUCAAUAAAGUCAAAUAAGAAUUACCACAGCCAAUUAAAUAAGAAAUUGUAUAAAUAAACAAUUCUAAUUUUCUAAAAACAGCAGAUGGUCUAAAUUUGUGCGAUUUACAUGCUGAGAAGCUAAAUCGAAUCUAAAUUUAUAGAUUUAAAUUUUAUUAUUUUAGAGCUAGAGUAAAAAAUAAGCUAAGUCCAUUAUCAAUAUAUUUUACAUUUCCAAACCACUCACAAAAUUAGAUAUACAAAGUGUUUUUAUCAACCAGUGUAGAAUUUCCAACAAAGUUUAAUUGCGAACAAUCUACAUCGAGUAGAUCAAUCAAAAUGAAAACUAAAUCAGGUACCAAAUUUUUUUUUGAGGAUUAUACUUUCAUGACUUUAUAUGCUGAGUCAGAUUUCAUCAUCAGUAUUCAUUUAGUGUUUGGAGAGUUACAUAAUUCAACUUUGAAUGAGAAAUAAUAAGAACCUCAAAGACAUUUCAAAUAUUGGGAUGAUAAAUAGAGUGUAUCACCUAAAAAAGAUAAAAUUCUAUAAAACUUAGAUCAAUCUCGAUAUAAAAGUACUUAUAAACUUAAAGAGUUUUUAAAGGGAGCAGGUAUUAAUCAAAAUAAUAAACUUAAUAGAAGUGAGUGCCAAAAAGAUGAUUUCAGUAGUUGAAAAAGGAAAACAAAUAGUAAAAGAGAAAUAAGAAGAAAGAAGUAUUAAAAUGAUGGUAAAAUCCUAAAUACAAGAAUUUCGCAAAGUUGAAAAAAGCAUUUUAUAAUAAAAACUCGAAAGGCAGAAUUAAUGCUAAUGUUGGGAAUAAAUAAUUUCUUUAAUUAACAUUGCUAGAUUUGCUAAUAAUAUUUUACAUGUAAUUAUUCCUAAAUAACAUAGGAAAGGAAAAGAUAACUUAGAAUUUAGGCAAAAGCAAAGCUAAUAGUAUUAAGAAUAAAAACUAAACUAUUGAUAGAAGUGUAAUAAUUCGGACAUAAUCCAUUUGAAAGAUGCACCAAUAAAUCUUUACUCCUAUUAAAGACUAUGAGUAUCCAUCUGUAAGAAAAAUCUAAAUUAAGAGCUUAAAGAAUUACUACUGACUUUUUGAAAAAAACUUUAAUCUUUUAAACUGCUGUAAUAGCUCAUACUAAAAUGGCUUCAAAAGGUAUGAUAUAUUUAAUGUAGUAAGAAUGAUUAUUAAAGCCUUUAAAGCUAAAAAGUUUUAGAAACGCGCCUUUAAAGAUAAAUUUUGGAGACUAAUUAAAAAUUAUUUUGGUCAAAACAAUGAGACUUCGUUGUUUACUACUUCUUAAGUCAAAACAGUUUAAAUUGAUAAAUCUGCCAUGUCAAAAGUUAUUGAAUAAUAUAUACACAACCGAAAAUUAUUAUGGUUUAAGUCUUUUAAGGAAAGUAAGAGCUUAGACUCAAAAUAAAAUCACGUACCAGUAAUACAAAUAUACUAAUUACCAAAUGAUAAAGAAUUUUCAUAGAUUAUGAAGGAUUACUAUAUAUUAAAAAAAUUGAAUUGA
Messenger RNA from Paramecium octaurelia, 1806 nucleotides. Lineage: Eukaryota; Ciliophora; Oligohymenophorea; Peniculida; Parameciidae. The record is from the annotation of a GenBank genome assembly.